UAUGUGUUUGCAUUGAUUUGUCUAUCGGAGAAAAUUCUUUCACAAUGCAGGUUAGAUGAAGAUUCUUGGAUUCUCAUUGAAAAAUUCUACUGAAUGUUGCAUUCAUUAGGUUUUUAUGUCCAUUAUGGAGUUGAUUUGGGACGAUUCGGGUACUGAUAGUGAUUCCGGUACUGUCUGUGUUACCGACACACCAACUUCUGACGUUGGGAAUUUUGUCGAGUUGUCUGAAGAUUCGCGAAUAGGUGACCCUUCUGACGAACGUCAUGAUGAGAUUGUACAAGUUGAGAAUGAAUAUGAUUCAUUACAUACGGCAGAUGAUCGCAUAGGCACGGUUACAACCCUCGUACUGCACAAUUUUAAGAGCUAUGGCGGUACAGUUCGCGUAUCGGAUUUUAAAAAGUUUACUGCAAUCAUUGGUCCAAAUGGCAGUGGCAAAUCGAAUAUAAUGGAUGCGAUAUCAUUUGUAUUAUGUGUUAAUUCUACGGUAUUACGUGGUUUGAAUUUGCGAGACUUGAUUCACAAGCCAUCGAAGCGGAGUAUUGAUAGCACAUCCGACGCUUACGUAGAGCUAAUAUUGAAUGGAGGUAACCGUCCAGUGACAUUCCGCCGUCAAAUAAACACUUCUGGUACAGUAACUUAUUUUGUUGAUGGUGAGUCCAUUACCUUCAAGCAGUACAAAGAGCAUCUACGUGAUUACCGCAUAAACACGUUAGGUUCAACUGGUUUAAUUUUUCAGGGUGCUGUGAAUGACAUAGCAUCAUGUUCUCCUGUUGAACUAACCCGUUUAUUUGAGAAUAUCAGUGGUUCAUCAUUAUAUGCAAAGCCUUAUAAGUACAUUAAGGAGAAGUUAGAGCGUUCUCGAGUUGAAUAUCGCAAUUUAGUUUCUCGCAAACGUUCUUUGCAGCAGGAAUUGCGUCACUACCGCAGUGUCUUAUCAACUAGUGUUGAUUACGAUGACUUAUUAUCUCAAUAUAAGAAAACGGAGGCACGCAAGUAUGCUUACGACUUUCACCUUGGUUCAAUGAAAUAUUCACGACACAAAGACAAUUACGAGCGGCUAGCCUGUCAAUCAGAAGAUUUGACGAAACGUAUUUCUCGUAUUCAAGGUAAACGUGAUGAACUUGAACAUAAGCGAUCUAGUUUAUACUUCGAGCAGAGUCAGCUCCAUCGUAAAAUACAGGAACAGCAGCGGACUUUAGUUUCCAGGAAAGACAGUUUGACUCAAUUCUAUGAAACAAAGCCAAUAUUGGAGAAGCGUAUACAAGAGCUGGAGUCGUUGCGUGAGACCGUUCAGAAUGAUAUAUCCACGUUGGAGAACGAGAUAGAAGUCCUGCUUGCACAGGAAUCAAGGCUAAGAGAUGAUUGCUCAUCAUUAGUUGAUGAAGUCAAAAACUUGAGUGUCUGUAAGGUAACGUUAACUUCAGCACAGAGGGAGCGAUAUGACAAUUUGAUGAAAAACUUCAAUCAAUCUUCAUCAGCUGUCCGCAUGAAACUGACUCUAGGCCGCAGCAAGUUGACAGAAUUAACUUCAGAAUCGGAUCAUAUUCGCGUUGAGUUGGAGUCACUUCAAAAGCAGCAUGAAAAGCUUGUUGCAAAUUCGGCUCCUCAGGAGAAUUUAUACAAUGGUCUAUGCACCCGUCUCCGGGAGACUAAGGACUCUAUCGAAUUACUCCAGAUGACUAAAUCGCGUUUAGAUGGUGAACGAACCAAGUUAGAAUCCCGUAAAAAAGCUUUGGAAGAAGAGAAGGAGACUCUAGAGCACCACUUGAAGAAUUUGAAUGUGGCUAAGGUGGAGCAUCGUCAGAUACUACGUCGACGUCAGUACACUCAGGAAUUGAUAAACGCUAUAUCCGGUGUACACGGCGAGGUAAUAUCGCUAUUUGAAAUAACGAAUGCGUGUUACCAUGAUGCUAUAAUGGCUGCUCUCAGUACUCGUGGCCACACUAUUGUAACUGAAAAUAUGUCCGUUAUCCAAGAAUGCAUCGCUAAAUUACGUCGAGAUCGCGUGUUCAAACGUGACUUUUUACCUUUAGAUUGUUUAAAGGCACAGAAAUCGGAUUACCGUGGACGGCUAAUGGAUUUUUUUCGUUCGCAUGGUUCCAGGGUUCAAUACAGGAUGGCAGUUGAUUGUUUGGUUUUCGAACGACGUUAUGCAACAUUAUUCGAGCAUCUUUUGGGUGAUACUGUAGUUGUUCCAACAAUGGACGACGCUGAGUUGUUACUGUCUUACAGUGGUAUAGGCUUUAACAUUGUAACUCACAAAGGCCAGGUUAUAACUCGUGACCGUACAAUUGUUUUAGAAUCUACUGCUUACAACAAGAACUCCCAUCUAGAGCUCGAGCUAGCCGAAUUCAGCCGUUUGUGUUUGAAAUCCGAUCGUCUUGACCAGGAUAUCCAGUUAGUGACUAAGAAUCUUACUGGCACGGAGGCCAAAUUGCAGGAUACUAUUUCUAAAUUGCAAAAACACCAACGCGGAGUUGAGUUACUAAAGAUGAAGUUAGACUUUGCUAAACGCCACAAGGAAGCUUCAGAGCAGCAGGUGCGUGAGUCAGAGGAAAAGGUUCGCUCUUUUGUGAACCGUCUCUCAGCAUUGGAAGAGGAUAUUAAGCGGUUGAAUAAAAAUCAAGAAGAAGAGGAGGCUGCACUUCGCGAUUUGAGAAUUGAACAUUUUGCCGAACUGAACCAGGAACUCGGUGUUGAUGACAUUUACAGCAUGCUGGACAGUGAGAAUGAUGCUGUGAUGCGUUUGAAUUCUACACUGGAGCACAAACGUGCAUUGAUUGAGCGUUGUUUAAGAGAUAAAGCUGACUUAGAACAGCGUUUAGAGCAUUUGCGUACUCAUUCUUUGCGUGAGGUCACCGAACGGCACCAAGUAACCCUUGCGGAGUUACGUAAUUUGUUGAAAGAGAACCAAUCGCUUCAUCGUGAUGUCCUAUCUAUUGAACGCGACAUCUCCAGUGACAAGAAGUGUUACGAUGAGCUCACUAACAAAAUUAAUCGCUGUCACGAAGAGAUGAAGCUGCUACAGUACGAUCAGGAUUACGGCAUGGAUACUGCUGGUGACACCAGUGCUGUAACUUCUACACAGGAUACUGAUGUGGUUGUAGAUAACAAUAAUCCGGGUUAUCGUCUCACUCUACGUGAGUCUAAGGAUCAGUUGGUUUCACAGUUACUGGAAUUAGCUAGAUCAAUGCGCGAGCUUCAGCGCGCAGCUUUGGAGAUCGCAGAACAAUGCCGUCUUAGGAAUGUUGAUUGUUCAAUAAGAGUCCCUGAAUCACUGAAGAACACAUCAUCAGAUUUAAUUCUUGACUUCCCUCAGCUAAUGACCACUGAACUGUUGGAUUCCAUUCCUGAUUCAGAAAGCGGCAUUGAGCGUGAAUGCAACCGCCUGUCUAAAGAAAUGGAAUCGUUGCGCAAGACGUUGGCUACUUGUCGCGCGCGUGAUGACGCCGGUACGAGGAUUCAACGUGCUCAGGUUGAUAUUGAGCAUUUGGACGCUGAUAUUGCAUCUGCUAAAGCUGAGUGCGAAAGUUUGGAACCAGACUUUGAUCGUAUAAGUAAGGAAAGGACAAGUUUGUUCAUGGAUUGUUUCAACAACGUGAAGCGACUGGUCGGCCCUAUAUAUCGCAGCCUUUCUGCACGUGACCCCUCCGAUGAGACUACAGGCGGUUCUGCCUUUUUGACACUCGACGAUGAUAUUUCUGGUAGCGUUUCUGAACCUUUCUUAUGUAGCAUUCGUUACAAUACUAUGCCACCAGCGAAGAAGUUUUUGGAUCUUAGCCUCCAGAGUGGUGGUGAGAAGGCUUUAUCUUCAUUAGCUCUCCUUUUAGCUUUACACAGUUUCCGUCGUUCCCCUUUUGUGGUGUUAGACGAGAUUGAUGCUAAUUUGGAUAGUUCCAAGGUCCGCAACUUGGUAUCAUUUUUGCAGAAGAGCGACUUUCAGGUUAUAAUCAUUUCAUUAAAGCCGCGAUUGUUUUCUCGUGCUGACAACUUGGUUGGGGUUUUCACAUGCCAUAAGAAAUCAUCGUCCAACUGUGUCGUGUUUAACCUAUCGUCAUUCACCAACACAGAUGAGGAAGACAACAGUCCCAUUGCUAUUGCCGAUAGGUAGCUAACUAUGUUUUUUACAAAACGAUAUAAUCUUAA
This is a messenger RNA of Babesia bovis T2Bo, 4146 nucleotides long. Its product is annotated as RecF/RecN/SMC N terminal domain family protein. The transcript has a single exon. Gene Ontology annotation, biological process: sister chromatid cohesion. The coding region runs from base 116 to 4111 and encodes 1331 amino acids. Gene Ontology annotation, cellular component: cohesin complex; chromosome; nucleus. Gene Ontology annotation, molecular function: ATP hydrolysis activity; protein binding; ATP binding. NCBI's taxonomy places the organism in Eukaryota, Apicomplexa, Aconoidasida, Piroplasmida, Babesiidae. The record is from RefSeq and is a predicted model, not a curated record.